Messenger RNA from Larimichthys crocea (large yellow croaker), 2930 nucleotides. RefSeq names its product keratin, type I cytoskeletal 20. NCBI's taxonomy places the organism in Eukaryota, Metazoa, Chordata, Actinopteri, Sciaenidae. Bases 59 to 1306 code for a protein of 415 amino acids. The transcript has 9 exons. Gene Ontology annotation, cellular component: cytoskeleton. The record is from RefSeq and is a predicted model, not a curated record. Gene Ontology annotation, molecular function: structural molecule activity.
ACCUCUGCUCAUCACCUGCAGGUCACCUCCAUCUCCUCCAUCUCCUCCACCUUUCACCAUGCCUAGUCCCGGCGUCAUCAUGACCGGAGGGAUGCAGCUGCCCGGAUUCGGUCAGUCCUCUCUCUUUGGGUCCUUCUUCCAAAACCACUCGCCCAGCGUGUACGGUGGCGCGGGAGGAUACGGGACCCGCAUCUCCAAGUCAGCUUCCUCCUACGGGUCGAUGAGGCCUUACAUAGAGUGGUCACUGAUCCCCCAUGAGAAGGACACCAUGCAAAACCUCAACGACCGCCUGGCCUCCUACCUGACUAAGGUGCGCACACUGGAGGCAGCCAACAAGAAGCUGGAGCUGCAGAUCAGAGAGUACUAUGAGAAGAGAGCUCCCAGUGUUUCCAGUGACUUCACCAGCUUCUUUGCCACCAUCAGUGAUCUCCGAGCCCAGAUCCAGAAGAGAUAUUUGGAGAAUGAACGUAUCAGACUGAUGAUGGACAAUGCUCAACUGGCUGCAGAUGACUUUAGAAUGAAGUAUGAGAUGGAGAAAAACUUGCGUCUGAGUGUGGAGGCUGAUGUGGCUCGUUCCCGAGGAGUCCGGGACAGCAUUACUUUCUCCGUCAGUGACCUGGAGAUGCAGAUAGAGGGUCUGAAAGCGGAUCUGGUUUACAUGAAGAGCAACCACGAGGAGGAGAUGAUUCUGUUGAGGACCCAGCACACUGGCAACGUUAAUGUAGAGGUGGACAGCACAGAGUCUGUCGAUUUGACAAAGAUCCUGGAGGAAAUGAGGCAGCAAUAUGAGACCGUCGUGCGGAAUAACAACAUAAAGCUUGAAAAAUGGUUCAAAUCGCAGGUGGAUAUUCUCAUCACGAGCUGCGGGAAGGAAACAACAGAGGUGAAGACGUUUCAGAAGGAGCUGUCAGAGCUGAAGAGGACCUACCAGAGUGUCGAGAUAAAUCGCAAUAGCAUCCUCACAGAGAUUAAGUACCUGCAGAGGAGCCUGGAGGAGACGAAUGCACGAUACAGCUUUGACCUCAGCCAGCUACAGUUGAGAAUCAGCACACUGGAGGAACAGAUUCAGCAGAAAUCUGACUGCGAGCAGGAGAUCAGGAGGCUGGAACAGGAGAUUGCGGAGUACAGGAGGCUACUGGAAGGAGAACACUAUGAAGUGAAAAAGCCUGUGGUCAUCAGUGUGGAAGAGCAUAAACCCCACAUCGAAAGGAGGGUGAAGACCAUCGUGGAAGAGAUUAUUGAUGGAAAAGUGGUGUCCUCCAGUGUUGAUACCCAAGUGGAGGACAUCACAACACCUCUUAACUAAAUGUUCUUAAUUGACACAGAGAAUGUCUGUUUAAUGAAUAAUUCGAAUUCAUCCAGGUCAUUCCAAAACAAAUCGCUUUAAUGUUUGCUUUUCAAAGGGUUUACCUUGAUAUCUACUUUAUUUUGCCCUGCGAUCAUACAGCAAGGUUUCAGGUGAUGGUCUUUUCUUGACAAAUGCUCACUCUGAUAAGCCUGAGCCCAAAAUAUGACUAAAAGCCAGAAAGCAAAUCUAAAUCACAAAUGUCUAUUACAAUUCAGAAAGAUAGAUCAUAGUUUGAAGUUCAAACUUUCGUAUCUUUCAAACUUUGAACAUGUUUUUUUCAUUGGCAAACUUAACUUAAUUACAUUUUGGACAUAAAUAUAACAAAGGAGUAAAAUGGCCAAGCCAGUUUUAAGUCAUAUAAAGAAAGACUUGAUAAUGUUUUUGUGAGCUCAAGGUCAGUGGUCUCUCUGUAUUCCUCCUGUGCUGACACUCAUGAAUCAUAACAGUUUUCUUAAAUAAAGCUGAAUCCGACAAUGAUCCAUGUCGUUUUUAGGAGGUAAUUUCACUCAUGACCACGAGGUGUCACAAUGUCCUAACCUCUGAGACUGAAGUCUGAGCACAGCUUUUAGUGCUUUGUGGAAGCGUAUUUUGUUUGAGUGGAAACAGAUCGUUGCUGCACAAGAUAGAAACACGAUUAUUUUAGUCACAGGACAUUCGACAAUGGUCUGCAAAUAGCACAAAAUCAAGGCACAAUAAUGAUGCCAUGCUGACAAAAAUCAUGCGUGACACUGGAUGUGGCUUUCACAGAAACAUGGGUUACACUUAUACUGUCAUUGGGUAACACUUUGUUUUAAAUGUUUAUAGAGCUUUUGUAUCAUUCAGAUUCAACAAUUCAGAGUUUAGGUAACAAUUGUUGCAAAUUCUCUAUAAAAUAAAGUGAAGAGCAGAAAAACUUUGCUCCUCUGUGUUAGCUAUAGACUUGGUUCGACGAGGUUUACAGUCUUCCUUGAGUCACCAAAGGCUUCUUCAUUUGGGUGGAGCUGAAUCAGGUGGAGACUUGAGAUCUCCAAUCAUCCAAACAUCAGAGACUGACCUGCCCAGUCAGUUCAUCUUAUGGUCAAAAUGACUCAACGUUCAAGACUCCCUUUCUUUCUCUGCUUUUGUGCUGCACCUAUGAACACAAUGUUGCUACUCAUUGUCUGUGUUAUUAAAUAUAAUUAGUGGUCCUGAAAUAUGGUUUACACUGUUUCAGCAGCUUUGUGCAGCAGAGCAAUAUCAAGUUUAAGCAAGCUGAAUUCAUUUGACUCAGUGUAUGACUGCUAGUUUGAAUUAUUCUGCAUGACUAGACAAGACAAAAUCAAUAAAAAACAAAAUCCACUCACACCUGACAUACUUGCAGACAGUCCCAUUUUAAACUGAAAUCCUAACGUUGAAUUUGCCCUCCUGGUGUCAAACUUCAUGUCUAAUUGUAAAAGUAUAAAGUUGUCAUUCAGAGUGAGAAAAUUCCCUGCAUGUGUGCUUUUUGGUGUUGCACUUAUGCUGUAAAUAUUUGAUUUAAAGGAAGAGAAAACACAGUAGGCUGUGUUCAGGGUUGUGUGCAUGACACGAGGAAACAGGUUUUCCCUCAAAUAUCUCUAUUAUU